Molecule: messenger RNA, 1287 nt
Organism: Microthlaspi erraticum
Lineage: Eukaryota; Viridiplantae; Streptophyta; Magnoliopsida; Brassicales; Brassicaceae
Source: the annotation of a GenBank genome assembly
AUGGUCAGAAACCCUCGGAUCAACUCUGCCUUAGUCUCUGCCAUUCGUUUGGCCAAAGCUCCUAAACCUGCUGCUGCUGGUGCUCCAAAGGUUCAUCAUUUCGUAAGAAAUGAAGACCGGCCUGACAAAGCUUUCAGAACCGAGCGCGCUGUGAGAAAUAGGAUUUCAAAUGCUUCAUGCGGCAAGAUAUUUGUGACAAUACCAUCCGAUCACUUUGGUCCUAUACCAGCUGAGAAUGAUCCCAGAAGAAACCAAGGUGUUUUAGUUGGCGAAACCUGGAACAAUAGGUUGGACUGUAAACAGUGGGGGGCUCACUCUGAGCACAUAGCUGGAAUUGCUGGACAGUCAAAGUAUGGAGCUCAGUUUGUGGCACUCUCUAGAGGUUAUGAGGACGACGAGGAUCAUGGAGAAUGGUUUCUAUACACAGGAAGUGGAGGAAGAGAUUUGAGCGGCAACAAAAGGACUAACAAGGAGCAAACGUUUGACCAGAAGUUUGCAAACGCAAAUGAAGCUUUAAGAUUAAGUUGCAAAAUGGGUUAUCCUGUUCGUGUUGUCAGGUCUGAAAAGAAGUGUACUGCAUAUGCCUCUGCGAAAGGAGUAAGAUAUGAUGGAGUUUACAGGAUUGAGAAGUGCUGGCGAAAAGUUGGAAAACAGGGUGUUUUUAAGAUGUGUCGUUACCUGUUUGUGAGAUGUGACAAUGAGGCAGCUCCAUGGACCAGUGAUGAGCAUGGAGAUCGUCCAAGAUCUUUGCCUAAUAUUCCAGAGCUUGAGAUGGCAACAGACUUGUUUGAGAGAAAGGAAAAUCCAUCAUGGGAUUUUGAUGAAAGUGAUGGUCGUUGGAAAUGGAUGAAGCCUCCACCAGCUAGCCAAAAGGCACUUAAUGCUUUGGACCCUAAUGAGAGAAAAAGUGUGAGGAAAGCCAGAAGUUCAACACAGACCGUGAGAGAGAAACUUCUAAAAGAAUUUAGCUGCCAAAUCUGUAGGCAAGUGAUGAGUCUUCCUGUGACAACGCCUUGUGCUCACAACUUCUGCAAGCCAUGCAUAGAAGGCAGAUUUGUUGGGCAAACUGUAAUGACAGAAAGAAGCAAAGGUGGACGCACCCUUCGUGCAAGGAAGACCAUCAUGAACUGUCCUUGUUGUCCCACUGACAUUUCUGACUUUCUCCAAAACCCUCAGGUGAAUAGAGAUAUAAUGGCGGUGAUAGAGAAGCUGGCGGUGAAGAACAAGGAGAGGAAAAAGCAGAGCUUGUUGAUGCAUCAGAUGAAGAAGGUGCAAGCACAAGUGUAG